Molecule: messenger RNA, 1168 nt
Organism: Spinacia oleracea (spinach)
Lineage: Eukaryota; Viridiplantae; Streptophyta; Magnoliopsida; Caryophyllales; Amaranthaceae
Product: receptor-like serine/threonine-protein kinase At1g78530
Exons: 5
Coding region: 1-1083 (360 amino acids)
Biological process (GO): protein phosphorylation
Molecular function (GO): ATP binding; protein kinase activity
Source: RefSeq, a predicted model, not a curated record
AUGAGCAAUGCAAAAAUCAUAACCCUGUACAUUACAAUAAGUUGUCUUGCCUUUGUAACUUCGAAGAUCAUAAUAUCGAUUCUUCUCUACAAGAAAUGGAAACGAAAGCAUACAUCAGUUCAAGACAGUUACUCAGGUGGAAAAAUGGUGAUGUUCAGGCCUUCAACAACAAAAUCACUUAAGACAGAUGCAUUUUUGAAGAAGACACAUAAGUUAAGCAACAAAGAUAUUAUUGGGUCUGGAGGUUUUGGGACAGUGUAUAAACUUUGCAUAGAUGAAGGAACAUCAUUUGCAGUAAAGAGGCUUAACAGGGGAAGUGCAGAUCAAGACCGUGGUUUCGAGAGAGAAUUAGAGGCAAUGGGUGAUAUAAAGCACAGAAACAUUGUUACACUCUAUGGAUAUUACACUUCACCUCAUUAUAAUUUUCUCAUAUAUGAGCUAAUGCCCAAUGGAAGUCUAGAUGCAUAUCUACAUGGCAAAUUCAAAAAUAUGAAGCUUUUAGAUUGGUAUUCAAGAUACAAAAUAGCAUUAGGAGCAGCAAGAGGAAUAGCAUAUCUUCACCAUGACUGCAUACCUCACAUCAUCCACAGAGAUAUUAAGUCCAGCAACAUCUUGCUCGACGAAAAUCUUGAGGCUCGGGUUUCUGACUUUGGGCUAGCUACUUUUAUGGAACCCGAUAAGACUCAUGUAUCUACCAUUGUUGCUGGCACUUUUGGCUACUUAGCCCCAGAAUACUUCGAUACAGGGAAAGCAACAGCGAAAGGGGAUGUUUAUAGCUUUGGUGUCGUGUUAUUGGAGCUUUUGACAGGAAAAAAACCCAUGGAUGAAGCAUUUCUUGAGGAGGGAACAAAGCUGGUCACCUGGGUAAAGGCAGUUGUCCAGGAGAAGAGAGAAGAGCAUGUGCUAGACAGUAGCUUGGAGUCCUGCUCCAUCAACGAAGUAAAUUUCAUUUUUAGCAUUGCAUUGAUGUGCUUAGAGCCAGAGCCAUAUAAGAGACCGAAUAUGGCUGAAGUUGUCAAAAUGCUAGAGAAAGCAAAACCAGACAGAAAGAUUUCAGAUGUUUCAUCAGAUACUGCUGUGUGAAAGUAAUACUUGUAGAAAGCAGUGUUGAGCAUUUGUAGUCCCCUAUAUCAGUUCAUUUCAGAAAUAGAAAAUAGACUUUGGAUCA